GCCAGGGCGGGGCUCUUUACCCGGUCCGGCAGCUGAAGCUCCGCGCUCGGGCUACCCCUGCAGCGACGCCCCCUGGUCCCGCCGCCGUUGCCACUGCCGCUCCCGCCCCUCAGCUCCCCGGCCGCGCCAUGGGCACCCGCGACGACGAGUACGACUACCUCUUUAAAGUUGUCCUUAUUGGAGAUUCUGGUGUCGGAAAGAGUAACCUCCUGUCUCGAUUUACUCGGAAUGAGUUUAAUCUGGAAAGCAAGAGUACCAUUGGAGUAGAGUUUGCAACAAGAAGUAUCCAGGUUGAUGGGAAAACUAUAAAGGCACAGAUAUGGGACACAGCAGGGCAGGAGCGGUACAGGGCUAUAACGUCUGCAUACUAUCGUGGAGCAGUAGGUGCCUUAUUGGUUUAUGACAUUGCUAAGCAUCUCACAUAUGAAAAUGUAGAGCGAUGGCUGAAAGAACUGCGAGAUCAUGCUGAUAGUAACAUCGUUAUCAUGCUUGUGGGCAAUAAGAGUGACUUACGUCAUCUCAGGGCAGUUCCUACAGAUGAAGCAAGAGCUUUUGCAGAGAAGAAUGGUUUGUCAUUCAUUGAGACUUCUGCUCUAGAUUCUACAAAUGUUGAAGCUGCUUUUCAGACAAUUCUAACAGAGAUAUACCGCAUUGUUUCUCAGAAGCAAAUGUCAGACAGACGUGAAAAUGACAUGUCUCCAAGCAACAAUGUGGUUCCUAUUCAUGUUCCACCCACCACUGAGAACAAGCCAAAGGUGCAGUGCUGUCAGAACAUCUAAGGCGUCUCUCUCCCCUAGAAGGCUGUGUAUAGUCCAUUUCCCAGGUCUGAGAUUUAAAUAUAUUUGUAAUUCUCGUGGUCACUUUCUGUGUUUUAUUACUUCCUCACACUUAAGAAUCUUCCCAUGUCUGAAGUCUUUUGAUUUUGGCUUUAUAAAAUCAUCAAUUUUGUCCUGAAUGACUGCAGUUCUUUUUCAUGCUAUGGCUUCUCUAGCCUUAGUUUAAUAAACUGAAUGUUUGAAUUCCUCA
Messenger RNA from Psammomys obesus (fat sand rat), 1026 nucleotides. It is a transcript of the gene Rab11a, whose product is annotated as RAB11A, member RAS oncogene family. The record is from RefSeq and is a predicted model, not a curated record. Gene Ontology annotation, cellular component: transport vesicle; axon; postsynaptic recycling endosome. Gene Ontology annotation, molecular function: GTP binding; GTPase activity. Bases 129 to 779 code for a protein of 216 amino acids. Lineage: Eukaryota; Metazoa; Chordata; Mammalia; Rodentia; Muridae. Gene Ontology annotation, biological process: exocytosis; neurotransmitter receptor transport, endosome to postsynaptic membrane; melanosome transport. The transcript has 5 exons.